This is a messenger RNA of Dunckerocampus dactyliophorus (ringed pipefish), 6300 nucleotides long. It is a transcript of the gene kdrl, whose product is annotated as kinase insert domain receptor like. NCBI's taxonomy places the organism in Eukaryota, Metazoa, Chordata, Actinopteri, Syngnathiformes, Syngnathidae. Gene Ontology annotation, cellular component: signaling receptor complex. The coding region runs from base 405 to 4331 and encodes 1308 amino acids. The record is from RefSeq and is a predicted model, not a curated record. The transcript is spliced from 30 exons. Gene Ontology annotation, molecular function: transmembrane receptor protein tyrosine kinase activity; ATP binding. Gene Ontology annotation, biological process: positive regulation of kinase activity; cell surface receptor protein tyrosine kinase signaling pathway; protein phosphorylation.
CCGGGCUGUGGCAGUGUGCACACAGGCGCCGGGAGGUCGCUCCUGGUUGAUCUUGGCUCCAUUGUACGCGUGUCUUAUCAGACUGACACCAGUUGGACACCCUAAGGAGAAGAAUCGCACCAAAUUGUGAUUCAUUUGGCUGCUUCGGCCCGAGAAGCACCUGCCCGCAGGAUACGGACACAAAAGAAGCGGGAGUCAGGGAGGAGAGCUCCCCCGCCAUACGCGUCAUGGGAGCGGGGAGAACGGAGGCUCCCAAGUGCACACACACCUGAGACUUUUUAGCCGAUUUCUUUUUUCCAUCCACUGCCUUUGAACUUUGGUCUUUCAACCGGAAUUGUUAUCAUCUACAGCCAGGGACUAUUGCUUGCUUUUUGGUGGGGGGAGUCUGCUGAAGCUCGCAGAGGAUGAUGGUGCUGUCUGCGUGCGUCAAGUUGACAAUCAUAUUGCAUUUCUCGUCCCUCACGAGCGGACAUUUGGCAGAAGAUCACUCGCCUAAAAUUUGGCCCCCUGAGAAUCCAGUCAUUCUUCAUCAUGGGGACGCUCUUAAUCUCACAUGCAGGGGGCUCGGACCGCUGCACUGGACGCUUCCAACCCCGGUGGACCCUCGCCGAUCUUUUUCCAGAGAGGGCGUGAAGGUGCAGCAGUGUGAUUCCAGACGAUUCCAUCGCUCUCACUGCAGCAAACUGGUGAUCACGCAGCUGAGUGCCAACCACACGGGCGCAUACCGCUGUAAAUACUCCAGAGACGGCUCAGACUACACGGCAUCCACAUACGUCUACGUCACAGAUCCUGAGCAGCCGUUUGUGGAGCCCCACGAUCAGACACCUUACAUCCUGGGCAUCGACAGGCAUGAGACCAGCCUUGUGAUUCCUUGCCAUACGUCCUCCCCCAGUUUUGUUGUCAAACUGAAUGCGGUCCCACAUUUUUCUGAGAAAAGUGUCAAGGAAAUACAAUGGGAUCCAAAGGUGGGCUUCAGAAUCCCUUACAGUCCCUCCACUGCGUACACCAUGUUGACCUGCACCGCCGUUGUCAAUGGUCGUGAGUUCAGCUCGGUGUACAUGCCCAGGAGACAGUCUACUUUCCUGGAGAACGUGAUGGUCACCCCUGAGCGCGUCAGAGUGUUGGUUGGCGACACGCUCGUCCUCAACUGCACCGGCCAGACCACUUUUAAUGAAAGGAUCAGCUUCACUUGGGAUUUCCCAGGGAAGAACGAAAAUCGCCAUUCCACACAGGCAACAAUGGAGCGUCCUGCUGUUGUUUUUACAAUGAGCAAGGCACUCGUGCUGCCCAACGUUACAAUGGAAGACAAGGGCUUUUAUCGCUGCAAAGCUGAGACUUUGCCCACCAAACAUAAGAACGCCACAGCGAAAGUCAUUGUCUACGAGCACCCAUUUAUCAACAUUUCCUAUAAACAUGAGCGGCACGGCACGGUGGUGGUCAAAGAGGGCAGAAAGAAGCUCGUGUUUGAACCCAAAGUCAACGCUCUGCCACCACCGGAUGUGAUGACCUGGUAUAAAGAUGAUGUCCCCAUCCUGAGGAAUUCCGACUGCUACAGGACGUCUGGUCUCAGCUUGAUCAUCACUGAUCUGCAGCGGAACCACGCCGGGGUCUACACCGUCAGCCUCGGACACCGAGCCAAGGGCCUGUACCGCAAUCUCAGCUACAGCCUGGAAAUCGAAACGAAGCCCAAUAUUUCCGAGGGGGAGUUUGCCACGGCGGACAUCCAGCCCUACAUGCUUGGCAGGCCGCACCAGCUGACCUGCACCGCUCACGGGAGGCCCAUGCCAAACAUCACCUGGCUCUGGCAGCCGUGUGUAUCCAGCCCGACCCUUAAACGCUGCAUUGUCUCCCCCGACCCAGUGGUGGUCAAUGUGAGCCAAAAGCGCCACUCCAGCAACUGGAUAAAGAGCAUUAGUACCGAGCCUAAAAAGGUUCAAGGGGAAAACAAGAUCGUGAGCACCCUGGAGAUAGGAGACGCCAGCGUGUCAGGAAAUUACACCUGUUUGGCCCAGAAUGAAAAUGGCAAAAGCACAAUGGCCGUGCCUUUCUACGUCACUGAUCACCAGGAGGCGAUAUCCAUCCAUCCCCCGUCCGCCCUGGAGAGGGACGACAUCACUUUGACCUGCCGGGCCUCUCGAUACGUCUACAUGGACCUGCAGUGGUUGGACCCCAGGAAUCAAACCGUCACCUCAAACGUGUCCGCUCUCCAGCUCAGCCUUUACUCCAUUUCCCUUUCUCUCCACGUGCGCAACGUGACCAAAAACAGCACUGCCGGCUACAAGUGCCAAGCGUAUAAGCGGCAAGAUAAGGUUGAAGUUAAGUCGGCUGCUUUGAAUGUGACCGCGAGAAUGCAUCCCCGUCUGAGUCAAAAUCUCACCAAUCAGGAUGUGAACAGUAGCACCACCCUGAUGCUGACUUGCCUCGCACACGGGGUUCCGCAGCCCAACGUCACAUGGUACAAAAACAGCGUAAUACUGGAGGAAGGCCCAGGAAUCAACCUGCAGAAGGACGGAGCGCUGAUCAUCGAGAGGGUGAAGAAAGACGAUGAGGGUCUUUAUGAGUGCGUGGCCAGCAACAGCGAGGGUGUGGUCAAAAGCGCCGCCUUUGUCACCGUGCUCGGCGAGGAAGGAAAGCCAAACGUGGAGGUUAUCAUUCUGGUGUGCACGGGGGCCGCCGCCACCUUCCUCUGGCUCAUGCUCAUCCUCUUCAUCCGCAAGCUUAGGAAGCAACCAGCGCAGUAUAAAAUGGGUCCAUCCAUCAUCAUCGACCCUGAUGAGUGUCCGCUCGACGAGCAGAAUGACCUCCUCCGCUAUGACGGCAGCAAGUGGGAGUUUCCUCGUGACCGCCUGCGACUAGGCAAAACUCUCGGCCACGGAGCUUUUGGAAAAGUGGUGGAGGCUUCUGCCUUUGGGAUCGACAAACUGUCCACCUGCAAGACUGUUGCAGUCAAGAUGCUGAAAGGUGGCGCGACGUCAAAUGAGCGCAAAGCCCUGAUGUCUGAGCUAAAGAUCCUGAUUCACAUCGGCCACCACCUCAACGUGGUCAACCUGCUGGGAGCGUGCACGAAGCCCGGAGGGCCGCUGAUGAUGAUCGUGGAGUUCUGCAAAUACGGUAAUUUGUCCAACUACUUGAGAGGCAAGAGAGAGGACUUUGUCGUUUACAAGAGCCGGGACGGCAAGGUGGUGGCGUCGGGCACGGGCUGCGAGCUGAGCGAGCUGAUGAAGCGCCGCCUGGAGAGCGUGGCGAGCACGGGAAGCUCGGCCAGCUCCGGUUUCAUCGAAGAUAAGAGCUACUGCGACUCGGAGGAAGAGGAAGACGAGUCGGAGGAUUUAUACAAGCGAGUCCUGACUUUGGAGGAUUUGAUUUGCUACAGCUUCCAAGUGGCAAAAGGCAUGGAGUUCUUGGCGUCUCGCAAGUGCAUCCAUCGUGACUUGGCCGCACGGAACAUUCUUCUUUCGGAGAACAAUGUGGUGAAGAUUUGUGAUUUUGGACUGGCCAGAGACAUCUACAAGGACCCCGAUUACGUGCGCAAAGGAGACGCCCGCCUGCCGCUCAAGUGGAUGGCACCCGAGGCCAUUUUUGACAAGGUCUACACCACUCAGAGCGACGUGUGGUCCUUUGGCGUUCUCAUGUGGGAGAUCUUCUCGUUGGGUGCGUCGCCAUACCCCGGCGUCCAAAUUGAUGAGGAAUUUUGCUGCAGACUUAAGGAGGGCACCAGGAUGAGAGCUCCAGAAUACUCGUCCUCUGAAAUAUAUCAAACCAUGUUGGACUGCUGGCAGGGGGAACCGCAGGAGAGGCCCACCUUCACCGAGCUGGUUGAAAGAUUGGGAGACCUGCUCCAGGCAAGCGUGCAGCAGGAGGGGAAACACUACAUACCCAUCAACACCGCCCUGCUGGCCAAGGUUGGAGACCUCUCCACCAGCAGGCUGCCAGAGGAGACCCAGACUCGGCCCGUCUCGCAGCGCGACUCGGGGGGGACAUGGAACAUCAAGAUCCGUCCGGCAAGUGUGAAGACCUUUGACGAGGUCACCAUGGACAGCGGGACAAAUGAGGGUCACGGGGGCGGACAGUCCGACAGCGGGAUGGGCCUCUCCUCUGACAACAUGAAUACUCUCAAGAGACUGGAGUCGUUGGCCGGCCGACCUCUGAGCAUCAUGGCUCUGGCCAUGAAGGCAGCGAGCAAGAGCAAAGAGUCGGUGCUGACCGACCCAAACGUCCCCGAGGCUCUGGACUUAAGUCUGGACGACUCGGCGUUGGACGCCGACCUGGAGUGUCACAGCCCGCCGCCUGACUACAACUACGUGGUGCGCUACUCCACGCCACCCGUGUAACCUGCGCCCUGCACUGACUGACUGGCAGCCUGCGGGUCACCAGCCGCUUUUGUGGACGCUUGUGCACCGAGCGUGGAGACGAGGAGGCGUGCGUUGCUGUGAAAUGGCCGACGAGUCGACCGCGCCGCAGACUUUUGCAAGUGUUCCACAGGUGAUGACAGGCUCAGGUAUUCCAGUCAGCUUUAUCGGGCUCUUCUGGCGGCUACUGUGAAGUCACUCCACAAAAAUAGCAUCAUCAGGUCGUCAUCCCGCUGAUGACGCUAAAAGAUCAACUUACUUAGGAGGGAACUUCAAGUCACAAAUGAAUGGAACUUUUACUUUUCUUCUUACACUUUAAAUCAGGGGUGUCCGAACACGAUGGGCUUUUGUCAAGAGGCUAAAACCAACCCUUGUCCACAGGGAGGGGCGAUUCAUUGAAAAAUAACCAAAACCGACAUGGAGAGCUUCUCAUUGACGUCGAUUGUUUCCAUUAGGUUGGUUAUUUCGCCAUCUUGCUAGGUCUAGCAUGCCAGCGUUCGCAUUGCUAACAUGCUAAUAUUAGCAUAGUAGCAUUUUCUGCCAUUUUUUGAGUAUUAACAUACACAGACACUUUGCGCUACCAUGCUAGGUGUUGCUUUUAUUAGCUGUUUUUAUAAGUACAAACAUAUAGAAACACUUAAUGCGAUCAUUAAUUAAUUAAGUUAAUGUUAGCAUGCUAAUGUUAGCAUUGCUAGCAUGCUGACAUUAGCAUAGUAUCAUUUUCAGCCAUUUUCAUACGUGUUAACAUUGGCAAGCACCUCGUGCCAUCAUGCUAGGUUUAGCAUUGCCAACAUGCUAACAGCGUAUUAACAUUUUAGCUGUUUUCAUGAGUAGAAUCUUAUAUCAACAUGUGAGUGCUAUCAUGUUAGGUGUUAGCAUGUUAGUGCUAGCAUGCUAAUAUUAGCAUAAUGGCAUGUUUUUAGAUUAACAUACGCAGAAUUAACAGCCUGUUGUAACUUCCCCUGAGACUUUGCGUGCUAGUUGUACCAAAUGCUCUGCGAUUCCCCCCCCUUUGGAUACCCCUGCUUUAAAUUGAGUUUCUCCUCCUGUCCAUUGAAGGACUUCUUUAUGAAUUGUAUUUUCUUGUUAAAAGAAAAACACAUGAAGUGAGAAACACAAUUAGGAUGUCUCCCCACACCCGGCCCCCACUGCCAUUAAACAUGAAGCAUGUAUUUAUUUCUGUUGUCAACACUGUCAGUCAGUAAGUACAUAAGGUGUGUGAUAUUUAACCAAAGGUUAGCAUCCCGUCCCAUCACUGCACUGCCAGAAGUGAAGUGCUGGCUCACCCCCCGGAAGGAUUUCGGCAGGUUCCCUCCAUCGUUGUGAUAAUGAAAGGUUUGCAGGGCAGCUCUUACAUGGUUUGGUCAAUUGAAACCCCCUUGUUUUGACAGCAUUGUCUUCAAAGUGUUGAAUGAAAGUACCGUGGAGCAAACCAACGCACACACCUUCUUUCACCAACACACAGGAAGUCACUCUGUGAUCAUCAAUACAUCAACAAGUCAUCCACCGUGGAACAUUUUACAAGCAGAGGAAGUGAUUAUGCACUGAUACUUUAUCAUGUUUUUCUAUUCUAAUUGUAUCUUACAUUUUUAUGAAAUAGUGUUGAGGGUCACACGUCCGCUUACAUUUAACUCCUUAACUCCUUCACUAGCUUUUUUAACAUUUGACAGUAUUUUUCCUGUUUGUUGUAAAGUCCAAGCUUCAUGUCAGCUUCAUGUCAGCUUCAUGUCAGCUUCAUGUCAGCUUCAUGUCAGCGUAUUUGAAAUGAAGAAUGAACACAUCUCAUCUGGAUGUUGUUGUUUUUUUGUUUUUUUUAAUGGAACAGAUGUAAUAACCUGCAGCAGUUAAAAGCGUGUUGUUUAUUUUUCAUCCACUUCCUUUCACAAGCUUUAUGAUUAUUAUUGUUCCCAAGCACUGUUACUGGACAUAAAUAAAGAUUUAUAUAUUUAUA